This is a messenger RNA of Jatropha curcas, 2326 nucleotides long. RefSeq names its product heat shock cognate 70 kDa protein 2. Lineage: Eukaryota; Viridiplantae; Streptophyta; Magnoliopsida; Malpighiales; Euphorbiaceae. The record is from RefSeq and is a predicted model, not a curated record. Gene Ontology annotation, molecular function: ATP binding; ATP-dependent protein folding chaperone.
CUCUGCAACCCAAAGCCACACGCUUAAGAAGCAUAGCCCAACAAGAAAACCCUACAUCGUUUGUUUUUCUACUUCUCUUUUCCUCUCUCUGCCGCUCGUUAGCUGUUGUAGACCUACGUUGUUUUUGUGAUCUGACAUAAUGGCCGGCAAAGGUGAAGGACCGGCUAUCGGAAUCGAUUUGGGUACUACCUAUUCCUGUGUUGGUGUUUGGCAACAUGAUCGAGUUGAGAUCAUUGCCAAUGAUCAAGGAAACAGGACGACGCCGUCUUACGUUGCAUUUACAGAUACAGAGCGUUUAAUUGGUGAUGCUGCUAAGAACCAGGUCGCCAUGAACCCUAUCAACACCGUCUUUGAUGCAAAGCGGUUGAUUGGUAGGAGAUUCUCCGAUGCUUCAGUCCAGAGUGACAUCAAGCUCUGGCCAUUCAAGGUUAUUCCAGGACCUGGUGAUAAGCCCAUGAUUGUUGUCAGCUAUAAGGGUGAGGACAAGCAGUUUGCUGCUGAGGAAAUCUCUUCCAUGGUUCUCAUUAAAAUGCGUGAGAUUGCUGAGGCAUACCUUGGAACUACAGUGAAGAAUGCAGUGGUCACUGUCCCUGCCUAUUUCAAUGACUCUCAGAGGCAGGCUACGAAGGAUGCUGGUGUAAUUGCUGGUCUCAAUGUCAUGCGUAUCAUCAAUGAGCCAACAGCUGCUGCCAUUGCUUAUGGUCUUGAUAAGAAGGCGACCAGUGUUGGUGAGAAGAAUGUGUUGAUUUUUGACUUGGGUGGUGGUACGUUCGACGUCUCAUUGCUCACAAUUGAAGAGGGUAUCUUUGAGGUCAAGGCCACCGCUGGAGACACCCACCUUGGAGGUGAGGACUUCGACAACAGAAUGGUGAACCACUUCGUUCAAGAAUUUAAGAGGAAGAAUAAGAAAGACAUUAGUGGAAACCCAAGAGCUCUUAGGAGGUUGAGGACUGCUUGUGAAAGGGCAAAGAGAACUCUUUCAUCUACUGCUCAAACAACUAUUGAGAUUGAUUCUUUGUAUGAGGGUAUUGAUUUUUACACGACCAUCACCCGUGCCAGAUUUGAGGAGCUUAACAUGGAUCUUUUCAGGAAGUGUAUGGAGCCUGUAGAGAAGUGUUUGAGGGAUGCUAAGAUGGACAAGAGCACUGUACAUGAUGUUGUUCUUGUUGGUGGUUCUACAAGAAUUCCUAAGGUGCAACAGUUGUUGCAGGACUUCUUCAAUGGAAAAGAGCUUUGCAAGAGCAUUAACCCUGAUGAGGCUGUUGCCUAUGGUGCUGCAGUUCAGGCCGCCAUCUUGAGCGGUGAAGGCAAUGAGAAGGUGCAGGAUCUGUUGCUCUUGGAUGUUACCCCUCUGUCCCUUGGUUUGGAAACUGCUGGUGGUGUCAUGACAGUUUUGAUCCCAAGAAACACAACAAUCCCAACAAAGAAAGAGCAAGUUUUCUCCACCUACUCCGACAAUCAACCUGGUGUUUUGAUCCAGGUUUAUGAGGGUGAGAGAACCAGAACAAGAGAUAACAAUUUGCUUGGCAAAUUCGAGCUCUCUGGCAUUCCACCAGCACCAAGAGGUGUUCCUCAGAUUACUGUUUGCUUUGAUAUUGAUGCCAAUGGUAUCCUGAAUGUGUCGGCUGAGGAUAAGACCACUGGACAAAAGAACAAGAUUACAAUUACUAAUGAUAAGGGUAGGUUGUCCAAGGAAGAAAUUGAGAAGAUGGUCCAGGAGGCUGAGAAGUACAAGUCAGAAGAUGAGGAACACAAGAAGAAGGUUGAGGCAAAGAACGCCUUGGAGAACUAUGCCUACAAUAUGAGGAACACUAUCAAGGAUGAGAAGAUCAGUUCCAAGUUGGCCACAGAUGACAAGAAGAAGAUUGAGGAUGCUAUUGAUCAGGCCAUUCAAUGGCUAGAUGGUAACCAGCUUGCAGAGGCUGAUGAGUUUGAGGACAAGAUGAAGGAACUUGAGAGCAUCUGCAAUCCCAUCAUCGCCAAGAUGUACCAAGGUGCUGGUGCCGACGUGGGUGGCAGCAUGGAUGAUGAUGUUCCUCCAGCAGGUGGCAGCGGUGCUGGUCCUAAGAUUGAGGAAGUCGACUAAGCUGGCUGCAUGAUGUUUAAUGCUGAAAUUUUAUUGUAGCUCAUCUGUGUAUGAGUUUGUUGUUUUAGAGCGAUAAGUUAGCUAGUAGAUUAGUGAACUAUCUGAUCAGUUUAUCUUGCUUUCCAAAUUUUUGUUCUGCCAUUAGUGCAACAAAUUUUUCUGAUGCUACAUUAGUGGCAUCUUAGUAAUACAUUUGCGAUCAGAAAGGUUAAUAUAUUCUAAAGAUUCUGUUGACAGACA